Phlebotomus argentipes is the source of this 751-nucleotide messenger RNA. It is a transcript of the gene ORMDL, whose product is annotated as ORM1-like protein. Lineage: Eukaryota; Metazoa; Arthropoda; Insecta; Diptera; Psychodidae. Gene Ontology annotation, cellular component: endoplasmic reticulum membrane. The transcript has 3 exons. Gene Ontology annotation, biological process: negative regulation of ceramide biosynthetic process; intracellular sphingolipid homeostasis; ceramide metabolic process. Bases 82 to 540 code for a protein of 152 amino acids. The record is from RefSeq and is a predicted model, not a curated record.
GCAACUUUGUGGAAAACAUUGAUGUCUUUUUAUCAGUGAUAAAGAGUGUAAAAGGCAAAUAUAGUGCGUAAAAGGAACACAAUGAUAGCUGGCGGACACGGAGAUCCCAAUCCCAACACAUCCUGGCUGGAUUCACGCGGAAUGUGGCUGGCAUAUGUGCUGGGCGUGUUGUCUUUCCAUGUGAUUUUCCUGGCCAUUCCCUUCGUCUCCAUCCCAUUGGCCUGGACAGUGACGAAUGUCCUGCACAACCUUGCUCAUCUCUACUUCCUGCACUCCAUCAAGGGCGCUCCCUGGAUGAGCACGGACACUGACAGCUGCAGCCAGCUGACGCACUGGGAGCAGAUCAACAAUGGGGAGCAGUUCACGGCGACCAGGAAGUUCCUCACGGCCGUUCCCAUCAUCCUAUUCCUCCUCACGUGCAUGUACACGAGGAACGAUAAUGACCACUUCGUGGCCAACUUCCUGUCGCUGGUCGUGGUGCUGCUGCCCAAGAUGCCCCAAUUCCACGGCGUUCGUCUCUUCGGCAUCAACAAGUACUAGAAGAGCGCCAGAACAUUUAUACUUAAUACCUUUUUUCUCUGCAGCGCCGCAGAGCUGUUAUCAUCCUUAUUGUUUGUUUUAUGGGUGAACGGGAGAGAAUGAUUGUACUUCUCAAGAAGGUUGUGCGCGCUGAAGUCACCCGAGAUUACUUAAGAAUGCGAGGCGGCGGAGAAAAGCAUUGUAAAUUUCGUGAUAUUAGUCUCUCGAGUGC